AUGAGAAAAAUUACGCAUGGGGAGGAAAUGGCCAUGGAGAAUUACACCACAACGACUGAGUUCAUCCUUCGUGGACUGACAGAUCAGCCAGAACUGAAGAUUCCCCUCUUUGUGAUCUUUCUAGGGAUCUAUGCUGUCAGCAUCAUGGGUAAUCUAGGAAUGAUUGUUUUAAUAGGAAUUGACUCUCGACUUCACACGCCCAUGUAUUUUUUCCUUUGCUACCUGUCCUUUGUUGACUUCUGUUACUCCACCGUCAUCACUCCCAAGAUGCUGGUGAACUUUGUAGCUGAUGCUAACAUCAUUUCAUUCCAUGGAUGUGCAGCACAGUUCUACUUCUUUGGCUCAUUUGCGGGCAUCGAAGGUUUCCUUUUGGCGGUAAUGGCAUAUGACAGGUACAAUGCCAUUUGCAACCCACUCCUCUACAAGGUGAUUAUGUCAUGGAAAGUCUGCAGCUACUUAGUAAUUGCUUCAUUUCUAGCUGGAUUUAUAAAUGCAGCAAUUCACACUUAUUUCACGUUCCAGCUGCACUUCUGUGAUUCUAACAUCAUCAACCACUUCUUCUGUGACACGCCCCCUCUCCUCGCACUCUCUUGCACUGACAUACACAUCAACCUGAUCAUCAUUUUUGUCUUUGCCAGUUUUAAUGAAUUAAGCUGCCUCAUCACAAUUCUCAUUUCCUACAUCUAUAUCCUCUCUGCCAUCUUACGGAUCAGCUCCUCAGAAGGGAGACGCAGAGCUUUCUCUACGUGCACUUCCCACUUACUGGCAGUCACCAUAUUCUUUGGAACGAUCCUGUUCAUGUAUUUGAGACCCAGCUCCAGCCACUCUAUGGACCAGGACAAAAUAGUCUCUGUCUUCUACACUGUGGUGAUUCCCAUGCUGAACCCACUGAUCUACAGCCUGAGGAACAGGGAGGUAAAGGAUGCUCUGAGAAAAGCUGUGCGUAGGAAAGCCGUGUUUUAA
This is a messenger RNA of Podarcis raffonei (Aeolian wall lizard), 963 nucleotides long. Its product is annotated as olfactory receptor 1020-like. Gene Ontology annotation, molecular function: G protein-coupled receptor activity; olfactory receptor activity; odorant binding. Lineage: Eukaryota; Metazoa; Chordata; Lepidosauria; Squamata; Lacertidae. Gene Ontology annotation, biological process: G protein-coupled receptor signaling pathway; sensory perception of smell. The transcript has a single exon. The record is from RefSeq and is a predicted model, not a curated record. Bases 1 to 963 code for a protein of 320 amino acids. Gene Ontology annotation, cellular component: membrane.